Messenger RNA from Ctenopharyngodon idella (grass carp), 7142 nucleotides. Its product is annotated as NACHT, LRR and PYD domains-containing protein 3. Gene Ontology annotation, molecular function: protein binding. Lineage: Eukaryota; Metazoa; Chordata; Actinopteri; Cypriniformes; Xenocyprididae. The record is from RefSeq and is a predicted model, not a curated record. The coding region runs from base 2158 to 5505 and encodes 1115 amino acids. The transcript has 16 exons.
GGUCACAGCAGUAAAAGAUCCCGGUCAUGAGUAGGAAACCGCAGGUGGUUAGUUAAACUGCUUCAAAUGUCUGUUUUGUUGGCAGUCGGCGCGUAAGUGCAUAUAAUGUAAACAACACCAAUCAAAAGUUAUCCAGGAAUAAUGCGAUGGUGUAUUGUAUGUGUUUAAAUAAAUUUGUUUAGCUGACCAUUGAUAGCUUCGCUACGCAAAAGCUGCAGGUGCCUGUCACUCUUUAGCGUCGCCCAUGGCAUGCCUACAGGAGCACGGCUGUUUUCGGAAAGACUCGGUACAGCGUAUCUUUCUUUUAUAAAUCUGAUAAAACUAAAGACUUUUCGGAGAUGUGAAGGAUGAUAUACUACUCUAUAGGUACUCAAGAUUAACAUGAGAUUGGCCGAAACUGUGUGUGUUAUGUACCUUUUAAAGAAUGUCCCAUUGUUAUUUCUGCAGACUGAGAUUGUGUAACUUGUCAAAUGAAGGUUGUGCAGCUCUAACUUCAGCUCUGAGAUCAAACCCCUCACACUUGAGAGAGCUUGAUCUGUCUGAGAAUGAAUUCGGAGAUGCAGGCAUACAAUUUCUCUCUGAUGGACUCAGGAAUCCUCUUUGUAACCUGAAGAUAUUAUGGCUGAGGGAGUGUGAUAUAUCAGAUGAAGGUUGUGCUGCUCUGGCUUCAGCUCUGACAUCAAAUCCCUCACACAUUAAAGAGCUGGAUCUGUCUAAUAAUAAACUCACAGAGACAGGCACUGACCUGCUCACUGCAAUAAAGUUCAAUCCACACUAUAAACUGGAGAAAUUACACUUCAUUUGAAGAGUCCAGCUAAGAAGUGACUGAUAAAGUGGAUUUGUUGCUGCAGUAAAGCUGUACCAGUGACUGAUACACAGCGUUUUAAUUCUUCAACUUACUUUCCAAAGUACAUGAAGAUCCAUUAGUUUUGAGCUGAAAUUAACUUGAUUUUGAUGAUUCUUUUGAUAUAGUCUGACCAUAUUGUGGUGGUGAUGGAACUAUUUUUUGAAUGUUUCAGAUUCUCUCCAGCAGAUGGCGAUAUGCUCAUUAUAAAUAUGUAAACAUGAAUGUUCUCUAUGAAAUUUCCCUGGGGGUUAAAUGAUCUUUACCAUUUAGUUAUUUAUGCAUUAAAAAUAGGUUUUGUGCUUAUUUUAUAUUGUAAAUGUUGCAGAUUGGUAUAAAGCUGCAAUGUGCAGUUACUUCCAAUUGUUGUCAAUUAUUAUUAUUAUUAUUAUUAUUUAUUUUUUUUUUUUAGAUAAAAAGGUUGUCUUUUUAUUAUCAUUAAAAUAUUUGUGUAUAAACAAGACAUGUUGAAGGAAAAAAAAUAAGCUGUUUUUCUGGCAAUUCAAAUUAUGUGAAUUAAAGAGAAGAUUUACCAUCAUUUUUAACAUUAACUUUGUAUUCUUCUCUCAAGGACCAAUGGUUUGUUUUAAUGUUGCUAUGGUUUGUACUGCCUUUUAUAUGGCAGGUAUAAUAGUGUAUGCCCACUGAGCUAAUAUUUGAAUGAAAAGUAUCUAUAGCAAUCAGAAAGUUAAAAAAAGAAAGUGUGAAAGAAAACAUCAUGCUCAGGAAGAGGUUAUUUUUUAGUUGUGGUUAUUUUUUAGUUUUAUGCAUUCAUUAAUGUGUUUUGUAGUUUGUUUUGUGUGUUUUAGUAGUUUCAGUAACUGUUGCAAAGCAAACAAAAGCUGUCCUGGAAUGAGUGGAGCGGAGCCACAGAUAUUUUCCAUCUUCUGAUCAAAGCGAUCCGUGGCCAGUCAAACCACUACAGGUUUUCAAUGUUUCUACCUGAAACUGGUCUGUCUUGUAUUUCUGCCAGUUGUUUACCUGCAUACUCUGAUCUCGGGGAUGAGGGUGGGUGUGGUGCUCUGAGAGCUGUCAGACAAGUGAACAGAAAUGAAAGUUAGAAAUUGCCUGAAAACAUCUUCGGUGACUGAUUUGCGGGGUUGUUGCCAUCUGGGCUAGAGAAUAUAUCUGUUUUACACUAAAUCAAGGUAAAGAAUGAAGUUCUGUUCCUAAAGAUAAUGCUCUCAUUAACAAAGAUGCCAAAAGUCAUUAUAGCUGGAAUGAGUUCUGAAAAUGUUGUUACUGAGGCCAACUACACAAUCUAGCAGGGGAGAUCAGAUUUAACAAGACCCGAUCAUAGGAGUAAUCAUUCAAUGGAUCAACUUCAGGUUAAAAAGACUCUUCUUGAGCCCAGCUCAGUACAGAUGGGGAGAUCAGCAUCUCCAACUCCCAGCCAUGAGUCCAUGAGGAGUGAUCUGUCAAUGAAUAAUCCAUUGGAUUUAAAAGAAUCCAGCUCAGUGCAGAUGGGGAGAUCUUCUCCAUGUCCCAGCCAUGAGUCCAUGAGGAGUGAUCUGUCAAUGAAUAAUCCAUUGGAUUUAAAAGAAUCCAAAAGCUCAGUGCAGAUGGGGAGAUCUUCUCCAUGUCCUAGCCAUGAAUCAAUGAGGAGUGAUAUGUCAAUGAAUAAUCCAUUGGAUUUAAAAGAAUCCAGUAAUGCCUCACUCCUCAAAUUAAAUCUGAGGAGCAUUUUCCAGUGUUUGCGUGAAGGGAUGUCAAAAAACAGUGCCCUCAUACCUCUCAAUGAGAUUUACACUGAGCUCUACAUCACGGAAGGUGGAAGUGGAGUGAUCAGUAAUGAACAUGAGAUCAGAUGGAUUGAAACUGUGUUUAGGAGAAGAAUGACAGAAGAUACUCAAAUCAACCUGAAUGACAUAUUCAAACCCUUACCUGGACAAGAUCAACCCAUCAGAACUGUGCUGACUAAAGGAGUUGCUGGCAUUGGAAAAACAGUCUCUGUGCAGAAGUUCAUUCUGGACUGGGCUGAAGGGAAAGCAAAUCAAGACAUCUAUCUCAUAUUUCCACUUCCUUUCAGAGAGCUCAAUUUGCUGAAGGACCAAACAUACAGUCUUAAAGAUCUUCUACAUUUUUUCAUGGGCAUAAAACAACUGGAAAUCUCUCCAAAUGAAGGUAAAAUCAUUUUCAUCUUUGAUGGUUUGGAUGAGUGUCGUCUGUCUCUGGAUUUUCAGAACAACGUGAGGUUGUGUGAUGUGACUAAAUCAGCUUCAGUGGACGUGCUGCUGACAAACCUCAUUGUGGGGAAUCUACUUCCCUCUGCUCUCAUCUGGAUCACCUCCAGACCAGCAGCAGCUGAUCUCAUCCCCUCUGAGUGUGUUGAUCGAGUGACAGAGGUACGAGGCUUCAGUGACCCACAGAAGGAGGAAUACUUCAGGAAGAGAAUCAGAGAUCAGAGUCUGGCUGAACAAAUCAUCUCACACCUGAAGUCAUCGGGGAGCCUCUACAUCAUGUGCCACAUCCCAGUGUUCUGCUGGAUCUCAGCCACUGUCCUAGAAAAGAUGUUGAGUGGAGCAGAGAGUGGAGAGAUUCCCAAGACUCUCACUCAAAUGUACACUGACUUCCUGAUCCUUCAGACUAACAUCAAACAUGAGAAGGACUAUGAGAAGAAAGUGAAACCCGAGGACAUGAUUCUCAAACUGGGUAAACUAGCUUUUCAGCAGCUGGAGAAACAGAAUCUGAUCUUCUACGAGGACGAUCUUAGAGAAUUUGGCAUUGAUGUGCAAGAAGCAGCUGUGUACUCAGGAUUGUGCACUCAGAUCUUCAGGGAAGAAUCAGGGCUGUUUCUGGAGAAAAAAGUCUACUGCUUUCUUCAUCUGAGCGUUCAGGAACAUCUAGCAGCUUUAUAUGUGCACCUUUCCUUUGUGAAUCAAAACACAAAUGAAUUAGACCAACCAGGUAUUCUACUCAAAUUUCUGCCUUGUGCUGCACAAAGUUCAAUAUUUGACCUCCACCAGAGUGCUGUUAAGAAAGCUCUGCAGAGUACCAGUGGACAUCUGGACCUUUUCCUUCGUUUCCUUUUGGGCAUGUCACUGGAGUCCAAUCAGACUCUCUUACAAGGCCUACUGACACAGACGGAAGGCAGCUCUGACGACAAAGAGCAAAUAGUUAAGUUCAUAAAGGCGAAGAUCAAAGACAAUCCUCCUACCGAGAAAUUAAUCAAUCUGUUCCACUGCCUGAACGAACUGAAUGAUCAUGACCUAGUGGAGGAAAUACAGCAUUAUCUAAAAUCUGGGUCAAGAAUAAAUACCACACUGACAGCCUCGCAGUGGUCAGCAGUGGUCUUUGUAUUACUGACCUCGGGGCAAAAACUAGAUGUGUUUGAUUUAAAUGAAUACAUCGGGACACUCGUCUUGGCAGAUGAAUGUCUUCAUAGGCUACAGCCGGUGCUUGAAGCAUCCAGAACUGCAAUGCUUUGUAAGCAUAACCUGACAAGGAAAGGUUAUAGCGCCUUAGUUUCUGCUCUCACCUCAAAGACUUCAUGUCUGAAAGAGUUGAACCUGGCUAAAAGUAAUGUAAAUGAGUCAGAACUGAAGCAACUCUGUGCUGGACUGGGAAAUCCUCAGUGUCAAUUGGAGAGACUGAGACUGGAGUCUUGUGGUAUUUCUGAUAAAGGUUGCACUUUUCUGGCUUUGGCUCUGAGAUCAAACCCCUCACAUUUAAAAGAGCUGGAUCUGUCCAAAAAUAAAAUCAGUAACUCUGGAUUGAAGAUUCUUUCUGCUGAAUUGCAGAAUCCUCUUUGUAAACUAGAACUACUGUGGAUGAGACUUUGUGGUGUCACAGAUGAAGGUUGUGCUUCUCUGGCUUUGUUUCUGAAAUCAAACCACUCACACCUAAGAGGACUGAAUCUGUCUGGGAAUAAACUGGGAGAUUUGGGAAUUAAAAACCUCGCUGAUGGACUAGAGAAUCCUCACUGUAAGCUGGAGAUACUGAGGUUGAGAGACUGUAGUAUCACUCAUGAAGGUUGUGUAGCUCUGGCUUCAGCCCUAAGAUCAAACCCUUCACAUCUGAAGGAACUGGAUUUGUCUGGGAAUAAACUCAGAAACAUUGGCCUAAAGAGGCUCUCUGGUGAACUGGAAAAUUCAGACUGCAAUCUUGAGAUACUCAGAUUAAACAAUUGUGACAUCACUAGUGAGGGCUGCGCUGCUCUGGCUGAAGUUUUGAAAUCACAUCCUUUAAGCCUGAGAGAGCUGGAACUAGGUUGGAAUAAACUGGGUGACUCGGGUGUGCAGCCACUCUUUGCUGCAUUGGAGAAUCCAAACUGUAAAUUGAAAGUUCUGCGACUGAGAGAUUGCAAAAUUGCAGAGGAAGGUUGUGAUGCUCUGGCUUCAACACUGAAAUCAAACCCCUCACACCUGAGAGAGCUGGAUCUUUCUCAAAAUAAACUGAGAACCUUAUGGGUGAAAAUGCUCUGUACUGCUCUGGAAAAGCCUGACUGUAAUCUGGAGAUACUGCGUUUGGAAUAUUGUGGUCUCACAGAUGAAAGUUGUGCUGUUCUGGCAUCAGCUCUAAGAUCAAACCCAUCACACCUGAGAGAGCUGGAUCUGUACAGGAACAACCUCGGAGAUUCAGGAAGGCAGCUGUUGUCUGCUCUGAAGGAUGACCCAAACUUUACACUGCAAAAACUACAACUGCAAACGCUGCAAUAUUAAUCACAUCAUUAUUCGUAGAUACCCCGUUUUUAAAUAAAUAAGAUUGUGUUAUUCUUCUGUAUUGAAAUGAUCCUUGCAUGUCUGAACAUGUAAAGAGAUUGAUUAUGCGUCUUUGCACUGAGCUUAAUUUUGUAUGACUGAUAAGUUGACUCCAGUGACUGUUGUCAAGCUAAACACUGUCAGAUUUCCACUUCUUCAUGCUACAAGGUUGCAGACAAAUCAUGAGAAAUGGAUGUGAAACAUGGACAAGGUGCGAGUUGUAUGUGAGUCCUCACACUGGGAAGGAUGAAUCAAGAAAGGACUAGCUACCUAGAUAUUACUGCACUUUACUGUUUAUUAAUUUUAUUGUUUACCUUUUUUUUACGUUUCUGAUGUAUUGCUAUCUUUACUGGAAAUGCAAGCUGUUAAUUUGUCUGUAUGAGCUAAACAGAUAUGGGUGUAAUGGGGUUUACGUUUAAAAUCAUGUAUUCAAAGCUGUUUGUCAACAAUGCAUUAGCGCAAAAGAGGAGAAUCCUGGCAGAAGUUGGCAAUGGUAGUGAAAGUAUUGUUUUAUGGAAUCACGAGUGAUUCAACACUACCCAAAAUUAUACCCGUUACAAACGUAGGGGGAGAGUGGGGUAAGAUGAGCCAGUGGGUAAGUUGACCCACCCCCUGUAUCUUGGCAACUGUACCAUUUUAUUGUCAUGUGACCAUAUAUUUUAGAACCACCCAUCAUUUCUGCCAGACUGUGAAAAGGAUAAGCAUAUGGGAGGAGUAGAAGUCACUUAUUUACUUUAAAAACUGUUUUUGGCUUGUCAAAGUAAAAUUUGAACAUAACAGAUGUAAUGGCUGUUUCAUCAAAGCAAAUUUGUCCAGGUCUAAAACUAUUUAUGAUGCAUACUGGUGAUUUAGCAACGUAUAAAACCAUGCAAGUCAUUUAGCUAAAUAUUAUUCUGAAUUGGUAAGCUAGCUAGCUUUUCCUAAAAUGGCAGCUAUGGGGCAAAGUGAGCCAAAUUUAAGAAUUUAAGUUAAAACUGAAGUAUACACUGGUGUCAUUUCAAUGUAAUAUUACGCAACCUGGUUUAGUUUAUCUUUAUUUUCGAGUUUAUUUGAUAGGAAUAGUGUACAAGUACACCAAAUCCUUCUCUGAUACAAACCAGAGAAUGUUUAAUCAUAUAUAUCUUUCCACCUGUAGUCUCUAAUGGCCUAACAUGGUCGACAUUGCAGAAAAACUACCAUGUCAAGAACCUUUUGACUAAAAUGUUCAUUAGUUUCAGUGACAUUUAUUCAUUCUUAUUUAGUUUUUAUUUAAUUUUACUCAACAAACUCUCUGUUUAGUCUGUUUAUGGGAAGGUUACAACUUUGAUGUUCAACAUAUUGUUUCAGAAAGGCAAACAAUUAAAGAUACUUCAUUUGGUUGGUUUUAUGUUGUUUAAUUUAGCUUUAAAAAAAGAAAUAUUUGUGAAAUAUUUUUACAAAGAAUAUUUGUAAAAGGAAAUUUGAUUAUUAAAUUAGUUUUUAAAAUAGGUACAUUAUCUUUAAAAUUUCACAUGGGUUUGAUUCAGAUUCAGUUAGAUGGUCAGUUUACACCCACCUACUGACUCGGCUCAACUUACCCCUAACCUGGGGUAAAUUGAACCAGAGGAACACUUUUUUUU